ACGCGUAUGGCGGCGUUUUGAAUUCGACGUUAGCCAUUCCUUUGACGACUGACAAGAAUAUCAUUGGCGGCUAUUUAUAAGGGGUUUUUUUUCCUCUGUGUGCAAAAAGGAUCCUGGUGCAACCCUUUUCAACUUAUUUUCAUUGUUGCACUAGAUGACCGGGCAGUGUUCCAGUGCCGUUGGAAUAGAAAGUAUUCCGGUGUGUGACAUUUGCGGCACGGAAUGGUGCAGCCAGUGAGUGAUUUGAAUUGAGAAUAUUUUGUACCCGCAGACCUGGGCGGUGAUUGUCGAUUAAUUAAGGUGAAAUCAGUGCGGUUGGAAAGAAUAAGAAGAAAGUGACAUUAACCUUAAUACUGGAAUGAGCAGUUGUAGGUUGGAUAAGUGCCGGAAAAUGAAUGAAUAUACCAGAUCAUUCCAAGUGAAAUGAGCAAGUGGAUAAAUGUUUCGAGAAAACAAACAGAGGAAAGUCAUUCGUGAGAAUCAGAUUUCAAAGUGGUUUUUGAAGAAGGAGAAAAAUCAAAUCGGAGAACACGUGAAACAAAAUCAAAAUAUGUAAAGGAAACUGUACAGCUACUAUUGAACAAAAAUUGGAUAACUAAUGAACAAAAUCCAGUGACAUGGGAAUGUAAAAUAACUGGAUUACAAAAUUUGAAAAAGCCCAACCCGAACGUCCAUCGGCGAAAGAGCGAGGUGGAAGAAACCAGCACGAGUUUUCACAGCCAACGAGUCGAAACGAGUGAUAAAUGACGCGAUCCGAAUCUAUUCGGCAGUGAUUUAAGUGUUCUCUAUUGGGUGUCAAAAUUCUGGAAAAAAAUAUUUCCUAAACAGGAAAAAAAGAAGUGUUUCAAAUUUUGUGAUGCCGAGUGAAGAUAUGAGUGAUCCCGGGUACAGAUUGAAUCCGGUCGCGAGGGUAAUCGAAGCAACCGGUGGUGCCGUUCGGUGGACGCGCGAAUGCGAAGAAGAAGAUUGAAAUUUUUCCAAAUCAAAGUGUGCGAGAACAGGAAGACCGGGCCGGGCAAAACGCGGAAACAAAUUGGGGACUGACCAGCGAGAAAUUUGUGGAACACGCGCUCGGAAGCGUGCUACCACAAGUCCCAGUCGGUAGUCUGUAUGGAUGCGGGAGGUCUCCCAGUAUUUCCGGGUGCCAAUCAGGCCAAUCACCUGAACAGUCUUCACCUACAACAACAGCAGCAGCAGCAAGCUCAGCAACAGCACCACCUGCAGCAGCAGCAGCAGAAUCAGCAACUGACUCUGCAGCAGCAGCAGCAAAUGCAGCUGAUCAACAGCCAACAUCUUCAGCAACAGCAGCAACUCCAUCUCCAGCAACAGCAACAGCAAGCUCAACAACAACAGCAUCAGCAGCACCAGCAGCAACAGCAACAACAACAGCAGCAACAGCAACAGGGUGAUCUGAUCCCCGCCAAGCGUCAGGCUGUGUUUGAUCGGCUGAAGCGACGGAUCGAAACCUACCGGCGCCGCCAGAACGAUUGUACCCCGCGGUUCGACCAGACCUUUAGUGGAGUGUGUGAACAGCAGGCCAACGAAACCACUGCCCUGCAGAAGAAGUUCCUCGAGGCGAAGAACAAACGGGCGCUGAAGAAAGCGGAGAAGAAGCAAAGUGAUCAGCAACCGUCGUCGCAAUCGCAGCAACCGACGCAGCAGCAGACGACGAUCGCGGGAAAUUUGCAGAGCAGUGUUCAUGUGCAACAAAAAUUCCUAAAGAGACCAGCAGACGACGUCGAUUCCGCCUCCGACUCGUACGAACCACCGGUCAAGCUACAGCACAACGGAUCGGAAAAUCUUACCAAGUUCUCGGUGGAGAUCGUCCAGCAGCUCGAGUUUACGACGUCGGCGGCCAACUCCCAGCCGCAGCAGAUCAGCACCAACGUAACGGUGAAGGCCCUGACCAAUGCGUCCGUCAAGAGCGAGGGUCCCAGUCCUGCCCAGCAGCAGCAACAGCAGCAGCAGUCGCAGCAGAGCCAAUCGGGACCGAACGGAGGCGGAAAUGGUGCGGGAGGUCCCUCAGGAGGUGGCGGAAACAAUGGUGGCAAUCCAGCAGCGCCAUCCCCACACCUGCACGACCUUGGCCACAUUGUGGACUUCAAGCAGGAACCGGAAAACGAGUUCGCCGAUCUGUCGGCCGCACUCGAGAAGGACGCUGCCGCCAACGGUCACUUCCCGGGUCUGUCCGAUCUCAUCGGGGACGAUACCAACGACGAAAGCGAUACCUUUAAGGAUCUCAUCUCGGACCUGUCCGAUUUCCAUUCCGACUUUCUCGAUUUUGAAGAGAAGCCUCAAACCCAACAGCAGCAGCACCAGCAGCAGCAGCAGCAACCUCCCCACCACCAACAGCACCCACCCCAUCAGCAACCUCCUCCUCAGCAGAUGCUACAUGCCCAACAGCAGCAGCAGAUCGAGGUGAAGCAGGAGGCCUGUAUAAAGCAAGAGCAUCCAAGUCCCGGAAUGCUGGACAACAUGGGCAUCAAGCGGGGCAGUCCUGUGACGAACCAAUUCCCGAAUGCCUUCGGAAACGACGGUCUGCCCCCGAAGCGGGGUCCCUACGGGAAUCCUCAAAAUGGUCCCAUGUCGGAACUGUCCCCUGCGGCCCAAACUCUCAAACACAUGGCCGAACAACACCAGCACAAAAAUGCCAUGGGUAUGGGCUUCCCUCCUCGAGGUCCGCAACCCAAUCCACCCCAGCGGCCACCCUAUUCCGAGUUUAGCCAAUAUGGUCCCGGUCAGGACUACAUGAACAAUCCCAACAACCCGGGAGGGCCCGGAGUGGGCCCCGGCGGUCCUCAAUUCCACAAAGGCAACGUGCCACCGUUCCCCGGAGCGGACCUUAUCAAACAGGAACUGUACUCCCCGCAGAACGAAUUCGAUCUCAAACCGCAAAUGAACCGGAUGCCACCGGGGAUGGGCGGACCCGGCCAGAAGAUGGGACCCGGUCCCGGUGGGUUCAACAAGCCAAAUCAACAGCAACAAUACUCGCCAUAUGGAUCGCCGGCCGGUGGUCUCCCGAGCCACGGCAGUCCGCACGGUCCGGGAUACAUUCCGCCGAGGGGUCCGGGACCGGGCGGUGGACCUCCCGGCGGUAACAAUGCCGGUGCUGGAGCUGGAGGUGGCGGUGCCGGAGCGGGUGUUCCUCAGGGAAGCGGUGCUGGACAAGCGAACGGUGCCGGCGGAGCGAAUGGAGUUCCUCCGCGGGGUGGCCCAGGCCCAGGUCCGAUGGGAGGCGGCCCACCGAAUGCGACGAUGCUGCAGAUGAAGCAGACGCAGCAGCUGCACAUCAGCCAGCAGGGACCGGGAGGACACGGAAUUCAGGUUUCCGCCGGUCAGCAUUUACACCUGAGUGGUGACCUCAAGACUGGCGUUUCCGUGGCAGCCCAGCAGGGGGUGUUCUUCAGUCAACAGCAGCAGCAACAGCAACAACAACAACAGCAACAGCAGGCAGCCCAACAGCAGCAAUCCAAUCAGCAAUCUCAGCAACCCGGUGGCGGUCCUCAGCAAUCGCAGCAAGCUCCUGGAGGUCCCAAUCCACAACAGCAGCAAGGCACCAAUCAAAGCAAUCCGAAUGGCGGAAACAAUAACAGCAACAAUCCAAAUGGGCCAAAUCAAAACAACGGCAACAACAAUAAUCCUCAACAGCAACAGCAGCAACCAAAUCAGGCACCUCCGAAUACGUCGCAAGGUUCCUCGCUCGAGUCCCAGUACACGGUGUCCCAGUCUCAAACCAUCAACUUUACCCAACAAGCCAUGCGCCAGCGACAGCAACAGCAGCAACAGCAAGGCAACGGUCCCGGGCCCGGUCCAAAUCAGGUUCCUCAGCAGCAGCCCGGUGGCCCCGGGCAGCAGCAGGGCCCCAAUGGGCCAGGAGUUCCGAACCCCCAGGCUCAACAGCAGCAACAACAACAACCGGGCGGUCCCAAUUCGGGAAUCUCCACCGGUGGAAUGCCCCACGGAGGUCCCAUGGGAGCCGGCGGUCCGAUGGGACAAAAUCCGAAUACCCCCCUCGGAAUGGGUGGCAUGGGCAUGGGCCCGAACGGUGGUCUGAGCGGACUCAGUUCGAUGGUCUCGAAUACCAUGGGCGGUCCGGGAGGACAGAUGAUGCACAACAGUAUGGGCCCGGGAGUUCCAGGCGGACCGGCUGGACCAAUGGGAAUGCGGUACAUGCAACAGCAGCAGAUGAUCCGAGCACAGGCGAUGCAGCAACAGAUGGCCGUGGGUGGACGACCUCCGCCACCGGAGUACAAAGCGACCCAGCAGGGUGGCAAUCCAAGUGCGGCAAUGUUGGCCGCUCAGCAGCAACAGAUGCUGCAUGCUUCCGGCGGACGGUUUCCAGCUGCGAUGCGGAGGAUAACGCAGCAACCGAUUCCACCCUCGGGACCGAUGAUGAGGGCGCAACAUGCGGCCUACAUGCAGCAGCACGGCCAUGGUGGCCCACGAGGGCUGGGUGGCUUUGGACCUGGAGCGGGUGGCCCGGCGACGAUGGGAGGCGGUCCAGUGCAGAGGCCUCCCAACGUGCAGGUCGGACCGGAGGGAAUGCCAAUGGGAUCGCAGCAACAGGCCGAAUGGCGGCAUAUGAUGAUGUCCCAGCAGCAGAGCAUGAGCUUUGCCAGCAGUGGUGGCAAUAUGCGAGCGGCCGGAUUCGGUGCGGGUCCAGGAGCAGCGGGUAAUGCCAUGGGAAUGCCAAACGGUGGUCCCGUAGGUCGGAUGGAUGGCGGUGGUGGACCCGGCGCUGGUCCAGGAGGCAUGACCCAGCUUCAGAUGCAGCAGCAAGCGAUGAUUCGGCAACAGCAGCAGCAGCAACAGCAGAGCAUGGGAAUGUACCAGGGUCAGAUGGGAGGAGGCGGUGGGGCAGGAGGAAUGGGCCAGAUGCAGCAGCAGAUGACCAUGAUGCAACAGCAACAGGCCAUGAUGGGUCAAAUGCAGAUGAACCAGUUGCACAUGAGCCAAUCGCAAACGAUGACCAUUCAGCAGCAGCAGCAGCAGCAAGCAAAUCAACAAUCUGUGAUGAAUUCGUUCAACAAUCCGGGUAUUGGUCCCGGUCCGGGUCCGGGCGGUGGUGGACCAGGUCCCGGCGGCGGAAACAACCCUAAUAGUAGUAACAAUAGUAACAACAACAACGGUAAUAGCAGCGCGAACAAUAGCAGUAGUGGCGUCAGCGGCGGAGGCGUUGGUCCCCACGGCCCCAACAACAAUUCCUCCGUCAUUCCGAAUGCGGACUUUAGUUUGGAGUUCCUGGAAAAUCUCCCGGUGGGCGACCCGAGCCAGUUCAAUGCGCAGGAUCUGCUCAGUUCGCUGGACAAUGAAAACUUCAACAUCCAGGACAUUCUGUAAGUGGUUUCUCCCAAAACUUGUAAGUAGAAUAUUAUUUUAGUGCCCAGUGAGCCAAAGGCUCGUUUCCAAUGCAACAGACUUGCAUGCAAGCGGGCAAGCACGAAAUUGCAUGCGGAGGGGAAGCUUUCCGUUGUAAAAGUUAAGCGUAUAGGAAAAAUAGGGGAGAGGUGGUUAAUUUAUUAAAUCAAAAUGAGAAGACGAACGAUAGCGGAAAAGAAGACGAAUCAAAACUAUAAAAGAACCAUUGGUAAAAUAGGGAAACGGAUCCUGUACAUAGACAAACGUAGUGUAUUUGACUUACUCGUUACAAAUGCUUAGAUGGGAUAGAUCCGCGUAGGAGCCAGCAGCAACAUUUUUUUCGUUGUACAUUUUAAACUUUACAUAAUUUAUUUUUUUUACCGAGAACAGCGUAUCGUCGAACAAGCAAACUCUCUAUCGUGUUUACUAAAAGCUUAUUUAAGUUUAGUUUUAAAUCCAUCUGCAAAAUGGUGUUUAGACUAUAUGUAGUAGCGGGAAACAUUCCUUACCUAGGAUAUUUUAUUUGUGUGGCCUCAAGUUGGGAGUGCCGUUUGUUCAAAGCCAUUCUGCCAUUUGAUAGUUUCUGCUUUUCGAACAAGGAAGACCAUCAUCUUAAUCCCCUUCCAUUUGUGACCCUUACAAUGAACAUGAACUUGUGCGAUAGAGGAGAAGGCGGUAAUUGAACAAAAUAUUCUAAACAGAACGUGGAGGUGUAACGACGUUUUUGGAGGGACACUAGGUAAUUUGUAUAGCAGCGCAAACAGAACACCUAAAUGUUACGAAUGAUAGAUUCCAGUGGGAGGAGGGGAGGAGAGCAAAACGCGAAACGAGAGAGGGAGUAACUGUGUAUACAAAACAAAAGAAAAACUUUAACUAGCUAUGUAAGUAAGACAAAACAAACUAAAACCGAGAAUCAACUAAACUCUGACGAAAGGAAAAUCUAUUUAAGGAUUAAUUAUUGAAAAGUAGCGAAAAUUUUUGAAUGACAAAACGGUAAUCAAAGCAGUAAAUGAAACAAUUUAUAAUGGAAAAAAAAGGAAAAUGACACUUGAAUCAAACAUUGAGCUCGGCAAACCGAAUCUGUGUUACAGGUAAUAGUCAAAUUUUGUUUUUCAAUAGUCGAUGUUGGUGCGUUUUGAGUGGUAGCUGAAGGUUGGAGUGAGCCACCGGUUUCUGGGGAGAGUUUUAAGAAAUUUACUCGUUUAGGCUCGCGUUUAUUCUCUUAGCUCACUGUCAGCUUGUUCUUGGCUGUCUUAAGUCUGUUCCAAGCAAAAGUAUGUUCCCGUGCUUUCUGCAGCAUAUUAUUUUCGUACAGCAACUUGCACAAUGCUGCAGUUACUUAUAGUAUAGUUAUAAGCAAAAAGCAAGUUCGUAAACAGAUGUAAAUGUGAGCUCUAUCCAGGGAUGCCAAAUUUGAAGAUACGUCAUCAUAUAACACCUAAGAAAUUUAUUCUUGAAAAAGAACCCUCGUCCUCGUCCUCUUCUUGAAAAAGAACCCUCGUCCUCUUCGCCCUCUAUUUCUAAACGUGUGGGGAGUUCCCUGAUGUUUAAUGAAGCUCAAAAAAAAAAUUCCAGGAAGUUCAUUUAGCUUUUUUGUCGUAAAGAACCCCUGAAGAUAUAACACCGACAAACCGACAUGAAACUCAAACUAAACUCUUGAUCGAGAAUCCAUAACGGUCGAUUCAAAUAAGCAGCGAUCGCAUCGGUCAAAACCAUAGAAUGUUUUAUCUAGAUAAAAAUAAUUUGUCCGAAAUAGAUUAGACACGAACCAACUCAUAAAUUUUUCGUGGCUAGGAUAAAUAUUUUCCGCGAACACGGCGGCAGAUGUCAGUUUUGUGUUUUGAUCAAAAAUUCCUUUGUAAUUUGAAUGAUCAUUCAUGUCGGUUUGUAGGUGGUUAGAAGCUUUCUGAACUUUUGCUAUUUUUUGUACUCUUCUACGAAAUUCCCUGCACUUCUAUGUAGUUUUACGCAGUUCAUACAAAUUCGCUCCAAUUGAUACGAAAUCCGCUAAACUCCUGCAAAGUUUUCUGCACUUCUACGUUUCUCGUUGUUGAUUACCUUCGAAGUUUUCUCCAAAAAUAAUGGAAAAAAGUCAUCGAGCAGACAACCUGUCAAAUGGAUGAGAUGUCGCCUCUUUACCCACUGUACUUUGUGAAAGAUUCCUGCCAAUGAGCUGAAUUACCGAGGUGAAGCAGUCGGUUAAAUUGUGUGAGUAAAACCCCUGUACGAUAUUUCACGAUCUGGUUAACCUCUCUCUGUACCUCAUUGGAUUCCUGCAUCAUAAUAUCUGUUUUCUCUAACAUGCACGGCUAUUGAGACGAACUCAACUUUGAGCGGGAUUUCAUCCAAAAACGUUGAAAAUUGAGCUCCUCAAAGCUGAGUAAAAUCGAAGACUACAAAUCAAGAAGACUGGCAAACGUCACUGAUAACAGCGGCUCUGUCAAUCGAAGGUGGAACUUUGAAGCACAAGUGUUAGUGAGACUGCUCAUAAACAGUGACUGUGUGUGUGACCUAAUGUCACCGAAACGAAUAAUCAUAACACCACAGACAAACAGACGUAACUCUUUGAAAAAGUUUUUCUUGAAAACAUAGUAUCUCAAAAUAUAGGACCUCAGUAACGACAUCUCUCGGGUUUCUCGCGGAAAAGAAGCUUGCUCGCUAAAUCGCAAACAAUAUUGCAUAAAAGUUCUAUAGAAUGUAUAGAAACGUCAAAGUGAUCCGAUGCCAGCGCUGCGGCGAGUAGUUCGCGGAACUGAUAAUAUUCAAAUCAACCGUUAAAUACGUGAACGAAGAUACACAAUGAAGAGUUACGUCUGUUUGUCUGUGAUAACACGGUACUCGUCGUUGUUUUUGUUUUGCUCUACAAAAUUUCACGGCAAUUUGUAUCCUAAUCCCAGCAAGCCGAUGGUUUUCCAACUGCAAACCGAAAAAACUUAUCAUGGUGGAUCAAGUAGAGGAUUGAAACUCAGAUCGAUACCUAGUGAAAGUAAAUUUUGCUUGUGAACGAGGAACCGAAAUAUUGUUUAUUUUGCCUGUUGGAAGCAGCUUUCACCACCAUUGAGUGAACUACCGUCAUUCGAAAGCUGCUGAAAAUUCAAGGAUUCAAAAAGUACCUACGUCACGAUCCAACGGAAGGCGUAGCAGGAUCUAAUGUUGGAGGAAAUGAAAAUGAAAGGUUGAAGGACUACAAUCCCAAACAGUACGUAUUGAGCAUAAGUAUGAUUGACCGCCACCGGUUGCUACCCUGUUAUUGCCAGAUCAGCUGUACUUACACAGAGAACCAAUAGACGAUGCUCGGGACUAGCAAUCAUCCUCAAUGUGUAAAAAUUGGUGAUCUCAAACUAGACAAUACCAGCGCGGGCCGCACCCGAACGAAGCUCAAAAAAGGAAUGGGUAGGAAUGUGUUUACGUGACACUCGCUUUGAUGAAAGCCGAGAAAUCCUCUGCACUUCCACGAGGAAUCACUGGGAUGUUGGAUAAGAGGGUAGGGUUUGCAGCAUGGUUCGUUUUGGUAAACAAUAAGCUGAAUCGACGUCCUAACGAUAGGGAGGGGUUACUGUAUAAAUAAAUAAAAAUGAAUGAUCUCACUCAAAUGACCAAGUGGAGCUGCGCCAACAGCAACUGGCCUGUUCGUAGACAAACAGUACGUAUUGAUAACAAAAUAUAUUUCCAUUUUAGAUGUUGUCAGAACAUGAUACCACGGUAUAGUGAUCCUCUGUAUGCUUUAACAAUGCUUGGAUCCGACCGACACCUUCCAGAGAAUGAUAACAACAGUGUUGGAUUGGCCAGUGGCAUUCAAAUGGUCAACGAGUCACAACUUAACUCCCUCCAGAAAUCUUCAAGGUGGCUCUGUGGAACUUCAAAUUCCAGGUGAAAUCUGAGGAGAAUUCCAGGGCAACUCUGACUAUAAUUUCAAGGAAUUUUGAAGAGACUUCAUACAAUACUUCAACGAUAAUUCGGAGCAUAAUUGAAACAAAUAUUCUGGGAGCAUAUAGAGGGAAUUCGAAGCAUAAUUCCAAAGGAAAGUUUCUGAGAAUACUUAGUAGGGUGGGACAAGAUCUGCCCAAAAUUCCAGAUCCACUCGAGGGACCGAAACGGAACUACUUAGACGAUAUCAAUAUCGAAUGAAGCAAAAGGUGGCCCAUCCACCUCGUACGACUGAGGCUACCUGCCGGACUUGUGACCGGAAAAUGAACACUACUGGAGGCCACUGAGUAACCUUUCGGAUUAUCCGGAUGAAGUAGCCAAUUAUGCGGAUAGACCAAUCCAGUGGAUAGAAAUUAACGGAGUCUUGGAUCCCCAAAUGGCGUAAAUGAUCGAUUUCCUCUAAACGUCGUCCCCGUUCGUGAAAUGCCCAUAUUGUGGAGUAUUUGACCCUUUUUUAUCUUGGAUUCCAAAAUGGCGUCGAUCAUCGAUUUCCGACCUCUAGACAUCGUCCUCGUACAUAUUUAACGCUUUUUCACAAACCGGAGGUCGCCAUCUUUGACUCUAAGAUGGCGUCAAUAAUCGAUUUCUAGCCUCUACAGGACCUCCCCGUUCCGGAAGUACCCAUAGUAUUUCAGGAGUAUUUUACACUUUACCGGAAGUUGCCAUCUCCCGAAAGUUUACCCCAUGAUCACUAGGGUCUUUUUUCUGGUCACAAGUCCGAAUUAUUUGUAUUGAGUCCUUUAAAUGUGUUUUCUAAAAAAAAAACGCUGGGUUCUUUUAUGUACUGACCACUCUUGGACCUUUCGAAAAGUUAUCCCGUGCACACUUAAAUUUUUUCGCCGAGAUUCCAACAGCCGAGUAGUUCUGCAAUUUAGUUUUGCUGAGAUUCAGUAAAAUAAUUGCCGAGACUCAGCUAACAAAUAGAUAUUUUACAGAUAUAUCAGCAAAAGUAAAUGCCGAGGUAAGCGGCUGUUGGAGAUUUUACCGAGCUAGAUUAACUGUGUGGCCCUCAGGGUCCAUUUUCCAGAAGCAAGUUCAAAUUUAUUCUAAUGAGUCUUGUAGGAGUUCUUUCGCAAAAAACCGCAGAUAUCCAGGACCAAUUUUAUGAAAACAACACUCCAGUGGCCUCCAGUGUUCACCUUCUAGUCACAAGUCUGAAUUCAUUAUAAUUAGUCUUCUAGAAGUGCUUUCGAAAAAAAAACACAGAGCUCUUGGUCCAGUUUCAUUAAUUGACCAUUUCGCUGUUGUUAAGGACCUUCCGAAAGCUCACCCAGUAGAUUCCAGUGACCGUUUUCUGAUCACCAGUCCGAAUUCGUUCAAAUGAGUCUUCUGAUCUUCCAGAAGGUCAUCCCGUAGCCCCCGGGGGCCAUUUUUCGAUCACAAGUCCAAACUCAUUCUAAUGAGUCGUUCUAUAAGUGCUUUCAAAAUAAAAAAAACUGCAGAACUCUAAGACCAGUUUCAUAAAUUGACUGAAAUUUUAUCUAACCACAGAACAACCUAGAUAUUUUCAGUUCAUUUACUGUUCGUCAAACGAAAUGAGCACUGUUCUCUGAUCAUAUCUUUUUCGGAAAGCCUAAUGUUCAGUCUACAUUUUUUUCCUAGACGGUUUUGCUCUACACUCGAAGUUUUUUCCAAGUAGGAUUGUUUGAAUAAAUUGUGUGCCAAAACAAAUACGCCCUUGUGAAAAGCUUCGCUUGUUUCCAAAUAAUCCUGUGCAAAGUUUCAUCCAAAUCGAAGACUCUGCGCAUGAUAUCGGCUUUCCGCCAUGCUGAGUGAACCCCCACACAACGUGACUGUCUCGCGCAGACAGCAGCUGGCAGUGCUGCUAGAAACGAAGAGGUUUGGGGGUUAUGUGGCUGGCAGCAAGGCGAGUGAAAGUUUAAUGAAAAUCAACUCUUAAACAACACUAAUUUAUGGUGGUCCUGAAAAGAACCGUUUUGUCGUAAUAGUUGAGUAAUGCUGAGCUAUAAAGGUGUUCAACACAGAUGAGGCUGGCAAGCUGUAUGUUGUUUGGAACAAGGAUGACGCGCUUGGCAUAGAUGGCCCACAGCGAUUCACGAAGAGCUACUGAAUCCCAGUAGCGGUGCGGCUUCUUUCUUUUUCUUUGGUGAAUAGAUGUUCAUGUGAGCUGCAGCUCGCUGCUUGCGAGCAGCCUUUAUUUGUAUACUGUAGAACAAUGUUUAACGCCACGCGUCGAAAGAACUGCUGGAUGGACCAAAUUGAAUUCAAUUUUGAAAUCUGUGUUAGGGAAAGUGCUUUUUUUCAGGCAAUCGGUGUUAAUUUUAAUCACCAUUGCAACUAUUACACAUUUGUGUAAUUUUCAAUAGUGACCGAUUGAAAAUAGAUAAAGUGUUCAUUUCAGCAGAUUCGUAGAAAAAUUUUCAAUCGAUUGGUUUGUUUAGAAUUAAAAUCCAUCCGUUGUUGACAGAGUAAUAAGUGGUCAAAACCUGACCACUUUUCGUAACGCGGUUGAUAUUUUAAUUUUUUGGAAUUGCUCCCCCAAUAUGUUACCGAAAGACGUAAUCCUACGUCAAAAAAGAAUAAAGAGCAGUUCGUUUGGCUAGCAAUCAGUAAUGGCAAAAUAACUUUUUCCACAAGCAUCGGAUCGUUUUGCGGUCCUGGAAGAAAAGUUUCCUUGUAAAAUUUCCUAGCGAGUAAUUGGAUUGAUUUACUUACUACUAGAGGACAAUGGGUGACCUCGACAGACUUUUAUUUGAAAAAGUAAGUUUUCCCAAAUUUAUUUUGAGCUUAAUUAUUAUUUUGGAUAUUGUCGACCACUGAGCCUUAAACCUCGAUAUUAGCAUCAAUUCAGCAUGAGGCAAUAAUUUGCCAUCGAUUGUGUAAAAACCAACACGACACGUUCUUCAGCGCUAUAUUUGUAUAACAUGAAAAUAAUCAUUUUGCCUUUGAUCCUCAAAAUCAUCCCCUCCAAGAUGAAGACUAAUGUUAAUAUUGACAACAAGAGAGGCGUAACGAACAUCUAGCCACGACCAAUUUUUCGAAGGGACAUACUUAUUAGCUUUUGUAAACAAUGCAUUUGAUCGUCAAUUUGGCGGAAAUUUUCCCCUACCUGAUAGUGCUGUUAGUAUGCGUGUGUGAGCUACCAGUUACGCCAAACCGACGAUCAUGUGCAUUGUUUACAAAAGCUGAUAAGUCCGUUGGAAAAAGUAAUCGAGAAAUGUUGACUUCAAUGCCUUGAUCAAGAGAAUGUUGUUAUGUCAAAAUUCAAAUUCAUGCAAGAUAGUUGGUCGAUCCAGGGCCCCACUAAGUCACUUUCAAUCGAUAAUCGUCAAGUGACGAUGAAGCUGUAUGCCAUCAAUUUCAAUUGAAGGUCAGUCUGUCUUCUCUUCGAGCAGAUCCCCGUCAACAUCAACAGGAACCGCUUUCGAUCAGUUUUCAUGCUGUUUGUUUUGGCUUGACUUGACUUGUGUUCAUUUCUUCUUUCACUGUCAAAUGAACUUACUUUUGCAUUGAAGCGAAGCUGUUCGAUCCAAAUUUGCGCAUUGUGACUUUUGUUGAUUGUUCACUCGGUUCAUUUAAGCGUAUGCGCAUAGAUCUGUGCACGUGGAUGUCAAAUUUAUCAUUGUCGGGUGGUUUGUUUACCAAUCAAUAUGGGUAUUUUUUACUCGGGGGAUCGAAAAUUGAUAUUCGAAGCCAUUUUGGAAUCCAAAAUGGCGGCUUCCAGUUUAAGAAAAAGUGGGAAAUACUGUCAAAUACCUAUCAAAAAAGGUAUUUUCGGAAUCGGGAUGAUGUCUAGAGGUUGAAAAUCGAUAUCUGACGCCACUUUAAAAUCGAAGAUGGCGGCUUCCAGUUUAAGAAAAAGUGGGAAAUACUUUCAAAUACACAUCAAUAUUGGUAUUUUUGUAAUCGGUAUGAAGUCUACAGAUCAAAAAUUGAAAUGCGACGUCGUUUAGAAAUCCAAGAUGGCGGCAUCCGAUUUCAGAACAAGUGGGAAAUAUUUUCAAAUACCCAUAAAUAUGGGUAUUUUUGGAAUCGAGAUGGCGUCUAGAGGCUGGAAAAAAAAAUGGAAAAUGCUGAUGCCGUUCCAAUUCAAUAUGGGUAUUUUUGGAAUCGGAGUGACGUCUGGAGAUUGACGAUAUCCGACGCCAUUUUAAAAUCCAUAAUGGCGGCUUCCGGUUUAAGAAAACGUUGUAAAUUCUAUCAAAUUGCCAUACAUGCGGGGCCUCAUAGCCUAGUUAGUAAAAGCACGGUAUUACCAAGCCGGAGGUCUAGGGAACCUUUCGGGUUGGGAAUUUUCUCGACUUCCCUGGGCAUAGAGUAUCGUUGUGCUUGCCACACCAUAUAAAAAAUCAUGCAUUGGUAUUGACAUCGAAAGCUCUCAAUUAAUAACUGUAGAAGUGCAUUUAGAACAAUAAGUUGAGAGCACGCAAUAAGCUAAUAUGCGCUAAGAAAUAAGCUGGAAAUGCGAAUAAGAAGAAGAAGACGUUUUUUUUUAGAAUCAGGGUAACGCCUAGAAGCCCGAAAUCGGCGCCAUUUUGAAACCCAACACGGUACGUACAUGCCGACAAUUGAUGUCACACCGUCUUUAAAUCCAAGAUGGCGGCUUUGGUUCAGAAAAACCGCAAAAUACUGUCAAAUACCGAUCAAUGUGGAUUUUUUUUUGAGUCGGGGUGACAUCUAGAAAUUGAUGUCCGACGCCAUCUUGAAAUUAAAGAUAGUAGCUUCCGAGUUCAGAAGAAGUGUCGAAAGGCCUACAAAUGGCAUCGAAUAUCGAUUUUCAGCAUCUAUGCGUCGUCCCCGUUCCGAAAAAUACCCAGAUAUUAGGGUAUUUGACACAUUUUUUUUGUGAAACCCGAUGGCCACCAUUUUGGAUUCCAAAAUGGCAUUGGAUAUCGAUUUUUGGCAUCUACAGGUUGUCCCCGUUCUGAAAAUACCCAUAUUGUAGAGUAUUUGUCACUUUCUGAAUACUGAUUGCCGCCAUCUUGGAUUCCAACAUAGCGUCGGAUAUCGAUUUUUGGCAUCUACGCGUUUUUCCCGUUUCGAUAAUACCAAUAUCGUAAGGUAUUUGAGACUUUUCAUGACCCCGAUGGCCGCCAUCUUGUUCUUCAGAAUGGCCUCGUUAAUUUAAUAUUAGCUUAGUAUAAAAUGAUAUAUUAUUGCUACAUAUAAUCCGGAUGCCAUCCCUAUCAGCAACCGAUAUUGUUCGUAUGCUAUAUUUUGAUGCCGGACGACGCGAUGCGUGACAAGUCGACCAUGAGCCCCAAAUUGAAGUGAAAGCGA
This is a messenger RNA of Ochlerotatus camptorhynchus, 14526 nucleotides long. It is a transcript of the gene mam, whose product is annotated as mastermind. Gene Ontology annotation, biological process: chromosome segregation; CENP-A containing chromatin assembly; positive regulation of transcription by RNA polymerase II. Gene Ontology annotation, cellular component: nuclear speck; chromosome, centromeric region; chromatin. The coding region runs from base 1111 to 5340 and encodes 1409 amino acids. Lineage: Eukaryota; Metazoa; Arthropoda; Insecta; Diptera; Culicidae. Gene Ontology annotation, molecular function: transcription coactivator activity. The record is from RefSeq and is a predicted model, not a curated record. The transcript is spliced from 7 exons.